Messenger RNA from Gigantopelta aegis, 1051 nucleotides. RefSeq lists its product as uncharacterized. NCBI's taxonomy places the organism in Eukaryota, Metazoa, Mollusca, Gastropoda, Neomphalida, Peltospiridae. The record is from RefSeq and is a predicted model, not a curated record. The transcript has 2 exons. The coding region runs from base 39 to 692 and encodes 217 amino acids.
CGUCCCGCCCCUGCGUGCGUCAUUAAUAAUAUUUCUUAAUGGGUUUGUUUUCCUUCCAGACAUGCCAGCUACCCCUACAGGUGACUGGGUCGGUCCAGACCAAGAACGCCACCGAGCUGUGGGUUGUGGCUGACGGUGGCGCCAGCAUGUACACGGUGGCGUUCUCCGGCGACCUAGACGUGCGCUCGGUUACUUUCUGGGGUUCGACGGCCAACAUUACUGGUGGGGUGUUCACAACGCUGUCUGGUGUAGCCGUCGUCAGAUUCAGCGACACUCAGACCGUUAAACUCAUGCUAUCAGACUCCAAGCUGUUUUGCACAGUUAGUACUUCUGCGAUCACCGCACCCUCGGCGUCCUGCGAGGGGGAGUGGCCGAAGUCUGUGAAGGAUCUGUUCGGAGAACAGGUCGGCGCUAUUAUCUCCACCAAGCAGCGGAACGGAAUCUGGGCUUUCGGCGGGUCCAAGAUCUUCAAGGUCAUUCGGUCGCCUGAUGGUCAAUGGGAGCUAACCGAAACGCACGAUGGCGCAACUGGCACCUUGCCGAGUAUUUGGGAAAACAUACCCUUGAAUUUGAUUGGUGCAAGCUGGAUUGAUGACAGCUUAACAAAAGCGUUCUUGCUUACCAAGACCUAUUAUGUCAUAUAUGACAUCAAGUUUAACUCCAUCGUAAAACGAGGCUAUCUUUGUCUGUGAUAUUGACCUAUAAUAUUGUUCACUAAUGCUAGGCUCAGACUAUCAACUGUUACGACGAAGUUGGCCAACUCGACGGUUGCGUUGUAAUUUCUGUCAACUCCCGAUUUACGACGGGUUCGUUCAGAUUAACAACUAAUGGGUCGUAGGAGUUGUAUACGACGAGAAUCGAGUCGUAAGAGCGCCCAGACUAGCAACUGGUCAGUCGUAAGAUCAGAACGUUAGCCAACUUUGUCGUGGCAGUUGGUAGUCUGAUACUAGCAUUAGAGAAUAACUAACGAGCUACGAGGGAUUACGAAUUGUGUGUCCCGAGAGAAUGAAUGUUGUAAACCAAUAAAAGGUCGGCCCAUAUGGGUAAUAUA